UGACCUUGCGGGAAGUACAACGCCUUAGCUUUCCGGUUCAGUUUUCACUUUCUCUCUCUCCUUUUCCCUUCCUCCUCUUCCUCCCCAGCCCCUUUUUCACUUCCUGGGGCUGGCGGAGGGUGGGUGCAGCCUCCCCUGCGAAAGCGGAGCCCGCGUCGGACAUGUUUCCCUUUGCUUAGCCAUGUCGCUUGCCCGGCCCGGGGAGCAGAUGGAAGAGAAGAGCGGGCAUCCUUGCCAGAGAGGAGUGGGGCGGGGGGCACCCUCCCCGUCAUCCCGGGCCAUUUCUCCCCCCUUGCUCCGGCCGCGGGUUCCCAUCCAAGCGCAAGCUUGAGAGAAGGGGGAACCCCCGCUCCCACCCCCACCGCACGCCCCGUUGCCCCGCCGUUGAAUGAGCGUUUCCCCCGCCCCAGCAUCAUCUCCGGCCUCCUGGGUCGGAGCCCCAGGGGCAGCCAAGACCCCUCUGGUUUUUUGACUCGGGGAGGGGGGGGGGAGGCGCCGUUUGAGCCCCCCCCCAGAAAGGACGCGGAGGCCGGCCACUGCCCUGCAAGCAUGCGGAGCGGCGGGGACGGGCGGCGGGGACCGCGGCUGCCCCAUUGAGGGAGCGGGCGGAGGGGCGGAGAGAAGACGCCCGCUGCCAUGGGGGAGCCGCAGGACACCGGCACCGCUGGCGCAGCUUUUCACCAAAUGCCAGUGGAUUCAAGUUCCCUUUACCAGUCAGCAGUUUCGGUGCUGCAUAACUCGUAUUUGGAUUCCACAUCUCGGAAUGGCUUUCAGUACAGUCGAGUGACUUUGGUGAAUAAUGAUGUAUUUUUAAAGGAGUACAAAACUUUUACCCAAGAAAAGGAAGCGAGUGGCUAUACCAAGGAGGAACUUGAUGAGACCUAUGCAUUUCUUCUGUUUGAUAGUGAAAGAGAGGCAAAAGCGGUGUGUCAGAGUGGACUUCGUAUAAACACCAGACCCCUUACCACGCUAGGUGAUCCAGCGAAAGGGGUUUAUGUUUCCAAGUACUCGGACUACCUUCAUCCAAGGCCCUGGUAUCAUGGAAAAUCUGGCUGUAUUGUAAUUUUUAAACUAAUUAAGGGAAAGGUCAAGUUCAUGCCAGAGAAUUACACGGCAAAUUACACCAAUCCGACUCCUGGCUAUGACUGCCACAUCUCUGUGAAUAUAAACAAUAUUUCCUUGGAGACUAGUCAUUUUCGGGCCUUCGAAUUGAGUCAGUAUUACGUGUAUGAAAUUUCCAGUGACAGUGUUGUUGAACGCCCUAGACAGAUUUGUCCCUAUGUAAUAAUAGCCUUUCAGUACACUGAACCUAAAAUAAUGUCAACAUUAAAUCAUAAAAGAAUAAUUGAACUUGAAAAUAAAGUAUAUUAUUGCCCAUGGAGAGGGCAGCUUUCUAUCCAGGGGCACCUAUUGUGUGAUAUAGCCUUUAAGUCCCCAUAUAGUGCUGUGAUUCCAGCACAACUGCCAGCCAAACUGGAAAUGAAAUAUAUCAUAGGCGUGUCUGAUUUGAAAAAAAAGCUACCGGAAGCUGCAUUUGGAAAAAGUAAUUACACUGAAAAUGAAGUCUGUUAUCAAGAUAUUUCCUUCAGUUUGUAUGAAGUGGAAAUUUCAAAUAAAGACCAACAUAAAAUGGAUCCAUUAUUAGAAAACCUAAAGGAAAAGGAGUUGGCUAUCAUCAAAUAUUUACAAGAUCAAGGGUUUCUUAUUUUACUUACAUCCUCUGCGUUAACAGAUGACAAAGGUUUUGACCUAGAUGAGCCCAUCAGUCUCCAAGCGUUGUUUUUAUUCACUUCUUCUAGAUCAAUAUGUUCGACAGUAAAAAAACAGGAAUUGAAUUGUGAAAACAAAUUCAACGAGAUCUCUUUAAAAGUAACCUCUGUUUUGCCGGGCCUUCACUGUGCCAUACAGGAAGCUACAACAUAUUCACCUGAGGCGGGACUCCAUUCCAGCAUUUUGGUAAAGCAGUACUUCCAGAAAUUUGCAAAACUUGAUAAAAAUUCACUUGCAGCUUCUGGCAAAAAUGACAAUUUGCUCCUUUUUUGUGAUCUAUCACCAAAUAAGUCUGAAAGUGUUUCUCCUCCUGAAAAAUGCCCAAAACAGUCAUUUUCCCAACUACAGUCUUAUCUUUCUGACCCCAGCAGCUAUUCUUUGGAAAUGUCCAUGGCCUUAGACUGUUUGGCGGGCAGUCCUCAGUCCCUGUGCGGCAUUUCUGACAGAACCUGUGAAGCUGACUCUUCUUUCGUUUUGCCACCGGACUCUGUGCCUCCUGAUAUAGCAGCAGAGAUAAGAGUUGAAACUGAAAAACCUAAGAAUGUUCCAGAAUUGAACCAGUGCCAGGAAGAUGCCAAGGCGGAAGUGAACCCAGCAGGUAAUCUGAAGAUGCAGCAGAAUAAGAGGAAAUCCAACAGAGCCAUUGUGACCAGCACAAAGAAGAAAUGGGCCCCUUUGAAAAUUCUUUCUGUGGUGGACAGCAACAGAAAAGGGACCAAAAAGAAAAGGAUGAAUGUUUCUUUUCCUUUUCCCAAAAAACAGGGUCUUGCAACAAAUUCUAAUGAACCCACACUUAAAUUAGCAAAUUUGCAGUUUCCACAUAAAAGGAAAAGAGGUGCUGAGGUACUGUCUGCAGAAUUUGUACACAGAACACAAUCUGAGCCUACAACUAAAGGAACGUCUUCGCCUGUAGAUACUAGUUUGGCUACCAAGAAACCAAGGAAACUUAAGCAACCAGAUGCAAAAAAUGAUCAGACUUCUGAGAAAGUCGCAAAGCAAACAAAAAGUAAGACAAUAAAAACCAUACCUAAAGGGAGCUGUAAGCCUAAAGCCAUACAGCAAUUGGAACCUGUAAAGAAAGAGAUGUUGUCACUGUCAUCAAAUGACAUUCCAUCAGAAAGUCAAGGGACAGUCAGUGGUGUAAAUGAGACUUACACACACAGUGUUACUGCUCAAGAUGUCAACCUGACUCUGAAAGGAAGUAACUGUGAAUCGCAUGGGUUGAAUUUGUUGGCUGAUCUAGCUCUGAGCUCUUGCAUUCCUCCAGUUGAUCAUAAAGAUAGUAGAGUUGCCUCUCCUUAUGACCUGUCAAAAGAGCGACGCUCUCUUCGGAAAAGGAAGCCUUCGCGAAUUGCUUCAGAUCAUGAGUACCACAGGGUGGAUAAACAUCUAAAGGGAGGAUCCUCUUCUAGCCAAACAGAGAAUCAGAAACUUUCUUCUCCUGCAAAAUCUGAUUUAAGAAAAGACUUAGCUGCUUUCCCAAAAGAUAAAAGCCCUGUAAUUUCCAGCAAGAAGAACUGCACAAGCCCUAAUUCUGCCAAAGCCCGGCCAUUGCUUUCCAAGGAGGUGCUAGAUACUUCAGAUGUGAACAAGCAUUCUUCUAUUGCCUCUGAGCACUCUUAUGCCUCACAGAUAUCAGAACAUUCUAAAAAAAACGCCCUCCCAAAAGGAGCACAGGGCCCUGCUGCCUUCCGAAAUGGAGCUAAAAGUGCUAAAUCGGGUCCUCUAGUUGGGAAAGUUCUGCCUUUCCGGCAUCAGCAGAACAAUACUCAUAUGCAGAAGCCAUUUGACGAUUUGGUGGUAAAACACAGAAGAGGUGCCCUUUCUUCCAGGUUGAAGGAAGACUUCUCCAAGUCUCACACAGUGAAGAGCUGUGAUGGAUCUGUUAAGGUGACAUGUCAAUGGGAAGCUGAAUACCUCUUCAAUUUAGAUAGCAAAUACACCAACAAUUCUUUAGAGAAAACUGUAAUUCGUGCUCUGCAUGGGCCCUGGGACCCUGGUAUGCCCGAUGAUGUGGAAGAAAUGAAACUUAUACUUCACAUGUGGGUAGCUCUGUUUUAUAGCAAACCAAACAAAUUCCUAAGCAGUACAAGGAAGGUGGUAGAACACAGUAACCCUGAAAAAUAUGUAUCCAUAAACAGUAGUCUGGAUGCUUUUGAAUUAAGUGAUGACUGUGAAGGAGCUUUUGAUCUAGAAAAGUGCCCUGCAGAUUCUCAAUCUGAGGCCAAUCAGACUUCCAGCACUACUCUGGAUCCUUUUGAAUUAAGUGAUGACUGUGAAGGAGCUUUCGGCUUGGAAAAAUGUCCUGCAGAUUCUCAGUCUGAGGUCAAUCAAGUUUCCAGCAGUAUCCAUAGCACAGUGUCAUAUUCCUCUGAGCAAUUGCUUUUUUGUGAUGAACCGUCAUCCACGGGUUGUAUAAAGACCUUUUCAAACAAUGACUGCAGUGAUCCCAGCAGCCCGCCUUUGAAAGAUGGACCACAAGAGGUGAUUAUUGAUGGAUGCGUAGAUAUUGUCCAUGCAUUCAAUAAGGUUGAUGAAGAGAAGAGUGAAAGAGAGGAAUUACUGGACCCUGUAAUUUCUAUCAGUAGCUCUACCUGCAACCCUUCUGGUAAACCCAGCAAUAUAAGGAUAAGACCUGAAGAAUUUUCCACUGAUGACUCAGAUGAAGCACAUCAAGCCCUUGAUUUAAGUAAAGUUUCACAGAGUGACUCUGCAUUUUCGCAGACUGAAUUUCCAGAGAAGCAGGAAAAUGAACAGCCAGCGAUUAUUAGUGAUGAUACUGUCAUUUCUGAGGAAAGAAAGACACUGGACAACAUCACUCUCUCUGCAGAGGACAAAGACAAUUGCCAGGCUGGUGGUGAUGGAUCACUACGUCUCUGUGAAGCAAUAGAGUUAGAAGUGAAUAUGAAGAGCACAAAACAUGAUAGCCCAUGUGGAAAAGGGAGAGAACCGUAUGAUCCAUUAGAAAACCAGGGAGAAGAGGAGGAGGAGGAGGAGGAGGAAGAUUUUGACUAUGAAAGUAUAAAUGUAGAACCAAUUGAUUUAGCACUUUCUGAAAGUAAUGAUGCUGAUCUGGAACAUGAAGAUAUGGACCAGGAUCCAAUCAAUGUAGUACUUCCUAAGGAAAUUUGCAUACCUGAAGAGAGCAAAGCAAUCAGUCCAGUUGACUUGGAAGAACCCUUUGAUAAUGUAUUAACUCUAACAUUAUCACCUUGUGCAAGUCCUGUCCGGGAAGUACCUUCUGAUGAAAUAACACAAUCUGAAGAUGCACUUCCUGAGAACCAAGAAAUCACUGUCCAACCAGCCGAAGAAAUUAAUGCUGCACAUAUGGAACAUGAAGAUAUGGACCAGGAUCCAAUCAAUGUAGUACUUCCUAAGGAAAUUUGCAUACCAGAAGAGAGCAAAGCAAUCAGUCCAGUUGACUUGGAAGAACCCUUUGAUAGUGUAUUAACUCUAACAUUAUCACCUGGUGCAAGUCCUGUCCAGGACGUACCUUUUGAUGAAAUAACACAAUCUGAAGAUGCACUUCCUGAGAACCAAGAAAUCACUGUCCAACCAGCCGAAGAAAUUAAUGCUGCACAUAUGGAACAUGAAGAUAUGGACCAGGAUCCAAUCAAUGUAGUACUUCCUAAGGAAAUUUGCAUACCUGAAGAGAGCAAAGCAAUCAGUCCAGUUGACUUGGAAGAACCCUUUGAUAGUGUAUUAACUCUAACAUUAUCACCUGGUGCAAGUCCUGUCCAGGACGUACCUUUUGAUGAAAUAACACAAUCUGAAGAUGCACUUCCUGAGAACCAAGAAAUCACUGUCCAACCAGCUGAAGAAAUUAAGUCAUCCGCACAAAGUGAUUCAGUAGAGGACAGCUGCAUUUCUCAGGAAGACAGCGGAACUGGUUCUGUCGAUUACACUUCUCUGAGUAUUAAAGAAUCAAAUCAAGUACAAAGCAAUACAGCAACUCAAGGAGAGCAAAGGAGCCCUUCUACUGACACAACAGAGCUGCUGAACAAAUCUUCAGAAGCAAGUGAAAGCCCAUGCCUAAUAUUUGAAAAUACACACUUGGAAGCUGACUCUGAAGCCAAGAAAAGCUGUGACAAAUAUAAGAAUACUGGAGUCUGUUCUGUUACUAAAAAGUCACUAUGUAAUGAUGAAUUAAACCAGGUAACUAUGGUUAUUACACAUGGAGAACAUGAGACCUCUCUUUGCAAAUUGGUAGAAUCAGCUUGCAUCUUAUCAGUGGAUAAUGAAAAAUCUUUUGCUAAAGAACAUUUGGACUUGAAAAAAAUUAAUUUUGUAAACCAUCAGUAUACGCACAGUCUUAUUUUGAGUGAGGAAGAGACAAGUCCAACUGACAAGCCCACUCACACUGACCCAGAAUUGAUGAUUGGCACUCCUUUUCAGCAGUAUAGCAGCCAUAUUAGCAGAGAGACUGAACUCCAUGAAAGUAUAUUAGAGCUAAGUGAGCAUGAUCCAGUGCUUUGCAAAAAUAUGAAUUCUGACCACACUGAUCAAAUAGGUGUUACGGAAAUGUGCUCCAUCUCUGAGAGUCGAACACCUUUGCCUUCUGGGAAUGACUCCUCAAGUUCUUGUUAUACAGAACGACCAAAGAAAGAGAAAUUUCUCGAACAUGAAAUGCCUGUAGUUAAAAUAGCAGACUUACUGGGGAGUGAGGAAGAGAUUUCUCCAGCUGACAAGCCUACUUGUACUAACCCAGAAUUGUUGACUGGUGUUGCUUUUCAGCAGCAUAGUAUCCCCAUCAGCAGAGAGACAGUUCUGCACACUAGUUUAUUAAAGCAAAGUGAGAAGAAUCCAGUAUUUUCCAAAAGUAUGAAUUCUGACCACACUGAUCAAAUAGAUGUGAUGGAGAUGUCUUCCACAGCAGAAGAAGUUUUCUCAGGUUCCUGUUACACAGAAUGUGCAAAAAAAGACAUGUUUUUUGAACGUAAAAUCCCUGUCGGCAAAAUAGCAGACUUACUAGAGAAUGAUGACAAAGAAGAACCCACAUCACGAGAGGAAUUUGAUCUAGGAAGGACUAGCCCUGCUGCGAGCACUGCAUCUAUUUUAGAAGAGGAAGAGGAGGAACAGUUCUUAGAAGCGUGUGACCAGAGCUCUGUUUGUGAAAUAACAGAACUGCAGAGUGAUUGUAUGAUGGAAGAAUCUAAUAUGUUUGCUGAUUUACAUCAAACCGACUUAGAUGUCACUAGGGAAGAAACCCCUGUUUCCUCUGUUCAAAUGCCUACAACGUUAUAUGCGCACACAGACUCUAGAGAGACUCUAGAAGUGAGUGAUACUGAGGAUAUUUUGGAGAAACGUUUGGCCAACCAAGGUACAAAAUUCUCUAACAAAGAUAGAGGUGUGCAUUUGACCUUUGAAAGUUUAUCGUAUGAGUCUUUUUCUGGAGACUCUGACCAGGAGUACUUUGGAGGUACUGUACAUCGCACAGCUAAAUUUAGGGGUUCUUGUGGCACAAGACCCAUUGGUACUAUCUGCGCAACAACCGUUACAAGGACUAAUUACGAUUGUUCAUGUAUAAGCUCAGCGAAUGAAAAUUGGAAGAGGGAUGACUGGGACUCCUUGGAAGCAGGCAAAAGAUUUUCAGUUGAUGAGUCAGGCUGGCCUGUUGGGUUUAGGGAAGAUGAUAGCUAUGUGCCCCCUUUUGUCAAUAUUAAAGAUGAUCAGGGCACUGUGAGGGAUUAUUCAAACUUUAUUGUUACCAAAAAACACAAAGACAAAACUUUACAAUCUUCAAAGAGACAUGACCAUUUUGUGGAACGAUCUGACUUAAUAAGCUCGUUGACUAGGACCUGGAAGGUUAUUGAUGAUCUUACCCAGAACACUUUAGAUAUGGAAUGUCUGCGUUUCAGUUAUAAGCUAAAACAAGUAAUAAAGAGCCAGAAAUCACAACUUUCUACCUCCAAUUGUGUCUUUCCAAAAGAGUUUUCUGCCCAGGUAAUGGCUGAGACUUUGCCCCUGAGAGAGGCUCCUGAAGCCCCUAGUCUAAAUUUACCAUCCAGGAGUAGGAGCCCCCUUCUGGUAACAGUUGUGCGUUCAGAUACAAGGCAGCGUAGUUCAAGUUGGCACCCGAGAAAUGAUAUUUACACAGAUUUUGCUGAACCACCUCUCUUUGUUCCAUGGCAGGAUAAAUUUAGCAGUGAAAGAAAUGCGGCAAAAGUCAAAAGCCAGGGCUGUGACUAUGGUAUUCCUUUACAUCUCAGCAAAUUAAAAUAUGAUGAUAAACUAAAAGAAUCCCGGGGGGAUAUUUCGGUCAUUCUAAAUGAAUAUGCUGAGUUCAACAGGGUGAUCUUGAACAAUAUACAUGCGGGUAACAAAGGAAGAGAUCAGAGCACUACCUCAGAAGAGUGUGCAGGCAAAAGGAAAAAAUGCACACAUUUCCCCAAAAGAACAGCCUCCUAUGAGAACAUGAUUAGUGACUUAUGCAACACUCUACACUACAGACUGAAAAGUGUUGUUAAAGAGGCUUGCAAAAAUGCUUGUAUGUUCUACCUAGUUGAAACAGAAGAUGACCCUUUCUUUGUGAGAAUGAAGAGCUUAUUGAAGAAAGGUGGCCACACAGAAAUCGAACCUCUGAAUUUCUGUAAAACACAACACCUGGAGACAGACAGACUGAUUGUCAUUAUUAGAAAUGAGGACAUAUCUUUGCAUAUUCAUAAAAUCCCUUCCUUGCUGAGAUUAAAGCAUUGCCCAAAUGUAACCUUUGCUGGAGUGGACAGCCCAGAGGACGUAACUGAUCACACUUAUCAGGAGCUGUUUCACAUGGGGGGGUUUGUGGUCUCUGAUGAUGAAGUGUUAGAAACUGUAACUUUAGGUCAGCUGAAGGAAAUAAUUAAAACACUGGAAAAGUUGAACAGUCAUGGAAAGUGGAAAUGGCUGCUUCACUACAAAGAAAGUAAAAAACUAAAAGAAGACAUAAGGGUGGAUUCUACUGCGCACAAAAAGAACUGGAUACUGAAAUCGUGCCAAGAAGCUAAUACUGUUGAAGUUCUUCAUUACCAUCAGUGCGACUCCAAAUCAUGCACAAAAUCCGAGCAUCUGAAGUGCUUAUUAAACUUGCAGGUUCAGCACAUCAGUGCUAGGUUUGCUGUGUAUCUCACAGAUAAGCCCAGUGUCAGCAGAGAGGUCUUUGAAAGCAAAGGGAUCCUAGUCACUGAUGUAAAUAACUUCACUGGAACUGUGCAAAACAUGGUUUUCCCAUUUCAAAGCAGCUAUUGGUGAUGAAAUUCAAGGACAGCACAGGUGGUUCCAGUGACAAAGAAUGAAGCUUUUGUUAAAAUAGUUUAGAUAAAGGUAACUUGUUCGGGUUCUGCUGUUACAGAGUAAAGCUCUAGGUGCAGAAGGCAGAGGUAGUAGAUUUCCCUUUUUUAGUAGAAUGUUAAUUAUUUAAGGAUAGCCAAUGAGUCUCACUAGAGGAACAGCUGCACCCUACUCCAGCUGCAUAGGAAGAGAGCUAUUUUAAUGUAUACAGUAUUUUAAAUUAUUUGUUUUCUGAAAUUAGUACAGCUACAUAUGGAAACUAGGGGAAGUGCAGUUUACUUGAAGCUUAGGAGAAAUGUUAGUCCAUUUUAGCAAGUGCUUUUUAUAAAUGUGUGUUUAUGUAAAUAAGAUACUCAACAUGCAUGGGGUAUAUGAGCAGCAGGAGUUUUGUACAUUUUCAGCGUGGUCAAGAUUACUCCAGCUCACUAAGUCUGCAAUUGGUCAAUCAACACUACAUUAAGUUCUCACUAGUUUUCUGAUGGUACCAUUUCCCUUUGACUUGGGGGACUUCUGUUUUCCACUAGAUGGAACUCUUGUAAAUAGCAGAAUGUCAGGCUUCUGGAACAAAAAUCAUAUUUAUGGUAUUCUAAAAAAAAAAAAAAUUUUUGAAAGGAAACUUCAGCAGUCAAGCAACAUUUGUAAGAUACUUAAGGUAUCUACUGGGAAGUGUUUUGUAACCUUUUUUUUUUUAAAUAAAGCAGACUAAAAUAAAGCUGUCGUGUACAGGAUGACUAAAACGUUUGACUAAUAAAACAAGACAAUUCAAAGUCUCA
Messenger RNA from Dermochelys coriacea (leatherback sea turtle), 9809 nucleotides. RefSeq names its product transcription activation suppressor family member 2 (gene TASOR2). The record is from RefSeq and is a predicted model, not a curated record. Gene Ontology annotation, cellular component: nucleoplasm. Gene Ontology annotation, biological process: negative regulation of gene expression, epigenetic. The transcript is spliced from 24 exons. Bases 637 to 8997 code for a protein of 2786 amino acids. Lineage: Eukaryota; Metazoa; Chordata; Testudines; Dermochelyidae.